GAAGCUAAGACUGUCUGCAAGCAAUUACUGACUCGAGCUCAUGAAUGUGAAUUUGGGAAAGUAACAGAUGACGAUAAACCAAUUUGGCAAAUCGUUGAGGAUCGCGAAGAAAAUAAGCAUAAAGAAGAUGUUAUGCAAGUAUGCAUCACAAAUAUGGUGGAUGCAUAA
This is a messenger RNA of Loa loa (African eye worm), 168 nucleotides long. RefSeq lists its product as hypothetical. Gene Ontology annotation, molecular function: protein binding. The record is from RefSeq and is a predicted model, not a curated record. The transcript has a single exon. The annotation marks the transcript as partial. NCBI's taxonomy places the organism in Eukaryota, Metazoa, Nematoda, Chromadorea, Rhabditida, Onchocercidae.